Messenger RNA from Mycena citricolor, 3994 nucleotides. NCBI's taxonomy places the organism in Eukaryota, Fungi, Basidiomycota, Agaricomycetes, Agaricales, Mycenaceae. The record is from the annotation of a GenBank genome assembly.
GUCUGACCCUGUCUGACCUGACGACGGAUCUGGACAAGCCCGUUGACACAGGCUGGUGAUGGCAUGUUGAUAUCCAAAUAAAGUAGUUGACUUGGCUCUUACCAUCGGCACCAAGCUCUUGUUGGUUUUCCGUGCUACCGUCCCCGGUAGCGUAGUGCCUGUGCGUCGGCUCCCCCAAUCCCGCAGAGCCGAUUUCCUCUGCUCUCUUCCUUUUGCUCUUUUUAUUCCCCAGUCUUUCUUCCACGGUCGCGCUGCGCGUGUUGUAUUGCUCGCUCCUGCCUCUUUCCACGCCUAAAACACAAGGCUUCUGCUCUGUCCGCAGCCUUCGAUGGCCAUGAUGUCUCCUCGUAAACGGGGCCCUCCUUCCUUCCUCCGCAUCGACACUCCGGUAGACUUGCCGCACAUCGCCCUUGCCACCGGGGAUAGCUCUGCCUCCGCCUUAUCCUCCGCAGCAUCAGAAGCCGACUAUCCCCCAUUCAACCGCCCCAACAAGCCGAGGUCGCUUCAGAACAUGAAAAAACUUUCUCUGAACUUGGGGUCCGGCCAUUCCUCCACCGCAUCGCUUCUUUCACUCGGGCCUGCCAGUGCCACCAGCGUAGCGAGUUCUUCCGUGCAGCAGGAGCCCAGUCAUUCGGCGAAGUCUCGUCGUCCGUCCAUCGUCUCAUUACCGGCCAGUGCCAACCCAAUGGGGAACAAGGGUUUUCGCAAAGUCGAGGACGGAUCGCCCACGCUGCCUUACGCCGAUGGACCUAUCCAGAUAUUCCCCGGCGUCUGGUUGGGUUCAGAGGAUAAUGCCAAGGAUUUUGUCGGGUUGCGGAAUCGCGGCAUCAAGUCAGUGCUAAACGUUGCCAAGGAGGUACUCACGUCCUUCGAUUCGCCUCAAUCCCAAGCACUGCGUGCAUUCGCAUCCACUCCAAAUCUGUCCAAGGUGCCCAAGGGCUCGGAUCCGACUUUCUUCCCGGCACAUCUGUCCAGCGGACGGCCGGCGAUGCACUAUCUGAAGCUGCAGUGGUCCCAUGGGCAGCAGGAUCUCGUUGAGCACGGGUUCCCCGAAGCGAUGUACUUUGUGGAUGCGGCUUUGGACCGAGGCGAGGGCGUAUUGAUCCAUUGUCAAUGUGGCAUUUCAAGAUCUGCCACUAUGGUGAUCGCUCUGGUCAUGCGAGCGGCAGCCGAACGCUCGCCCUCGGUACCCUCCGAGAUUUGGGCUUUGAAAGGAAUGCAAGGAGCGUAUACAUUCGUGAAAGAAAAAAGCAAAUGGGUGGGGCCGAACAUGUCCCUGAUCUAUCAAUUGUUGGAGUACGAGAAAGUGCUGAAAGGUGACAACGGAGAGUUGUCGGGAUCAGAGUCAACAAUGGCUGACGAGGACGAAGAAUGGGGACGGCAGCGUCGGCUUCUAGAUGAAAUCCCGACGGAUGACGAGAAUGACCAGGAAAGUGCUGCAGUCAUGCGUGAGGCUCAGGCUUUGGACAAGGCUAUGGAGGAUCGGGUGCUGGCUCGCAAAGCAUCGGCGUCCUCGGUUGCAUCUUCGGGAUCCGGUGUUGGGAUGGGUGCCGCUUGGCGCAAUCGAUAUGCCCGCAAGCGCGCUGGAUCCAUUGCCAGCAACAUGACGAAUGGCAGCAGCGUCUUCAGCGAGGAUUUGGUUGAAGAAGACGAAGAACAAGAGUUGCUUGGUAUUGGCGGUGGCUUCGACGAAGACAGGGUCUCGAGUGCCGAGCCUGAUUCGACGAGCUCACCCGAGGACGAUGCUCGAUCUCAUGAGACACCUCGCCGACCAGUUCGGCCCCCGCCCUCGGCACCGGUCUGGAAAACGUCGUUUACGUUGCCCAAGCCGCCGAUGACGGCCAUGCGGAGCUCGUUCGAUCUUCCGCCGGCUAAAACGAAGCGACGCCCAGCUCCUAUCGGAAUAUUACCGGCUGUUCCCUCGUCUCCGAUCCGAAUUGUGGUUGACGACGAGGACAACAAGGUCAAGCGAACUGCUCGCAGGACGACAGCGCCGACUUUGCUGGUUCUUCCGAGGACGAGGACUGAGUCGAAGAAGCCUGUUCCUCCGCCUCUGCAUCUGCGAAGCAACCUGCUGAAACCCAAACACCAGUCCAUCACACCGCUUGCGACACCCUCACAGACAUUGUUUGUGUUUCCGCCGUCGCCGACGCUGACGACUCGGACGCCCUCUGCAAUGACGCUAACGUCCACUAUGGGAGAUGGUGUGCCGUUCCCCAGCCAGUUGACGCCUCGGGUGUCAACGUUCCGGUCCGAUGGCCGAACGCGUUCCUUCAUCGGAUUGGCGCCCACACCAACCACGACGGCGUUCUCGAAGGUGGAUGUUCGUGGUUUUAUUGCCAAGGCACGUCAGAAGGAUCGAGAAUGGGAAACCCAGGGAAGCACUCUCCCCAACGCCAACAACAAGAGACCGCUUUCUGUCACACCUGCGACCUCGAACUCCCCGACUGCUGCAGGGCCGUCCAAGCCAAAGCCCCUCGCUCCCAACGUCCGCUUUGGAAAGUACUUUGAAUAUGAUCUUUCGAAGAUGGUCAACUCCAAAGGCGGUUUCCUGGUAGAGGAUGGUCAGGAGGUGGACGAAGAAUUGAUCAGGAAAGAGAAGGAACGGGAGCGACAGAGAAUACAGAAGAACAUGGAACCCCCUGUUUUCUUGGACCCUGAUCUGAAUCCAAAGUGCCGAGAAUGUGGGACCAUUUCUAUCGACCAUGCUUACCGCAAGACGUUCGGGUGUCUGGUGUGCAAGAAUUGUCAGAACGACAAUCCGGAAAAAUACAGUCUAUUGACGAAGACUGAGUGCAAGCAGGAUUAUCUGCUUACCGAUCCUGAACUCCGCGACGAGGAAGUUCUACCACAUAUGCUGAAAGCCAAUCCGCACAAGUCCACUUUUGCAAACAUGAUGCUCUACGUGCGAUACCAAGUCGAAGAAUUCGCCUGGAAGAAAUGGGGAUCGCCUGAAGCUCUGGACGCUGAAUAUGAGAAGCGGGUCGCUGAGAAGAGCAAGAAGAAGAAUCGCAAGUUCGAGGACAGCCUUCGGGACCUGCGAAGGAGGACGAAGGAAUCGUCGUGGCAGCGCAGGAAAGAUUCCGAGCACAAGCAUGUCUUUGGGCCAUCCAGGACAGAUAGAGGAGAGUCCGGCCAGCAAUGCUACUUUCUUCUCAGUGCCUCUGUGUCGACACCUAUCGUCUACCUUGUCGAGCGCAUCCGGGACGGACGUUCCUACGUGACGCGCAACGUCAAGGCCCUACAGAAUGGCCGCGUCGUCUUCAUGAUGAUUUGCUCAUUCCACAAACCGGAGCCCUGGCAGCCGAACGUCGAAUGGAGUAUGCCGAUCGUGCCCAAGCCGGACGCAUGUGAACUAGAGGAGCACCGGUUCUCGGCCUUGCUCAACCAGGAGAAUCUCCAUCCCAGAGUGGCCCAAAUCUACAGAGAAGUGAUCAGCGAACGUACCAGAAGUCCGAUCGCGAUCAAGAGUGCCGUCGAGGCCGAUGCAAGCAUCAAAGGAAUGUGCAUUCUCAGCUACCUCUCCGACCUCUAUCUGCUCCUCGUUGUUUCUCGGACAUCCGGACUGAAACGAUUUGGCACUGGUCCAGACUCGACCAGCAUGACAGCAAGUGGGAUUAGUCUUUUCGCUGUGUUCGCUACUGACAUUUCGUCAGUCAACCAUCUCUCAUUCAAUAUCCUUCUUCGAGUGGGUGCUCCUGGGUUCUUGUUCUUUUCCUUCGUUAACAACCGCAGCGAUUCAUUCCACUGCGGAGACUGGUUACUUUAUGUCAUGACCUGUCCUCGAGCUGCGUCAGGGCGAGGAGCUGUGUACGGCCAGGUUUACACCGAAUCUGGGACUCUUGUUGCGGUGACGACACAGGAAGGCGUCAUUCGUGCCGACAGACAAGGACCACAAGAAGCCAAGUUAUAGACAUACAUAGACCUUACUUACAAAUUGUAUUCUGCAUUAAUGGACGGAGCGUUGUAUCAGACAGCACGCGACCAGUUUUCC